Molecule: messenger RNA, 5789 nt
Organism: Oncorhynchus nerka (sockeye salmon)
Lineage: Eukaryota; Metazoa; Chordata; Actinopteri; Salmoniformes; Salmonidae
Product: transmembrane protein 184B
Exons: 9
Coding region: 444-1697 (417 amino acids)
Biological process (GO): transport
Cellular component (GO): membrane
Molecular function (GO): transporter activity
Source: RefSeq, a predicted model, not a curated record
AAGCAGGAACGGUGGAGGAGUUUCACUGUUUUGCUACUGUAAAAUCUUUGGGUAGUGAAUCGCUAGGAGAGAUACAGGGGAAGAACGGAGCCGAAUUGACGAGCGUUCCCCGAUAAUGCUAUUUUAAAAUGAUAGUGACUGAAUAAAGUUUUUUUUACAUGAGAUGGACAAUUAGUACAGACAAAAGUUUAUUUGCCUAGGCUUUGAAGAGUUUGCGAGCAGCUACCUAACUAGCUAUGCUAACGUUAGCUAGCGAGCUAGAUACAACUGUAAACAUGGUUUAAAUUGGUUGCUCACUUGACGUUAUAUUGCAGUAAUUUUAGAGUAUGAAUUAUGUUAUGAAUGUGUGUCUGUCGUAGCCAAUACCGUAUUUAGGAUACAUUUAUGCUUGGAUUCAAACAGCCGCAGUGUGUACACAAAUCAAACAACUGCAGCAGAGGCAGAUGAUGGAGGAGCUGUGGAGACGUGGCAUGCCCCUGUCAGAUCGAAUGGAAAAUGACCCCCCAGCCGAUAUGGCCCCAGGGUCCACGACCACAGCGGCCCCGUCGGGCUCCAAUGCCUCCUGGGUGCCAGACACCCCCCUGGUGACCCCUGAGGAACCAUACUUCCUCAUGACCUCCACUGCCCAGACCGUGUCAGGGUUCUUUGUCUGGACAGCCCUGCUAAUAACCUGCCACCAGAUUUACAUGCACCUGCGCUACUACAGCUCUCCCAAUGAGCAGAGGCACAUAGUUCGCAUCCUCUUCAUCGUUCCCAUCUACGCCUUUGACUCGUGGCUCAGCCUCCUCUUCUUCACUAACGAAGAGUACUACGUCUACUUUGACACGGUCCGCGACUGCUACGAAGCGUUUGUGAUCUACAACUUCCUCAGCCUGUGUUAUGAGUACCUUGGAGGGGAGAGCGCCAUCAUGGCUGAGAUCAGAGGAAAGCCCAUUGAGUCCAGCUGUGUGUACGGCACCUGCUGUCUCUGGGGAAGGACUUACUCCAUUGGGUUCCUCCGAUUCUGCAAACAGGCCACUCUACAGUUCUGUGUGGUGAAGCCUCUGAUGGCCAUGAUCACAGUCAUCCUGCAGGCCUUUGGGAAGUACAGAGAUGGAGACUUCAAUGUGGCCAGUGGGUACCUGUAUGUGACCAUCAUCUAUAACUUCUCUGUCAGCCUGUCUCUCUACGCCCUCUUCCUCUUCUACUUCGCCACCCGCAACCUGCUGGUCCCCUACAGCCCCAUGCUCAAGUUCCUCAUGGUCAAGUCUGUCAUCUUCCUCUCUUUCUGGCAGGGUAUGCUGCUGGCCAUCCUGGAGAAGUGUGGAGCCAUCCCUAAAAUCAACUCUCCCGAAGUGUCAGUUGGGGAGGGCACGGUCGCCGCCGGCUACCAGAACUUUAUCAUCUGCAUUGAGAUGUUCUUUGCCGCUGUGGCCCUGCGCCACGCCUUCACCUACAAGGUCUACAUGGACAAGAGGCUGGACUCCUACGGUCGCUGCGCCCCAAUGAAGAGCAUCUCCAGCAGUCUGAAGGAGACCAUGAACCCCGGAGACAUGGUGCAAGACGCCAUCCACAACUUCUCCCCGGCCUACCAGCAGUACACACAGCAGUCCACCCUUGAGCAGCGCGGAGGGGCGCCGGUGUCCCGCAGCCACAGCAACCUCAGCACCCGCGACAAUGAGAAGACCCUGCUGCUCAGCUCCGACGAUGAGUUCUGAGCCCCCCUACACACCGACCGGUGGUACUACUGGGAGGUGGAGACGGGAGGGGCUUUAUGGACUCUACUAUAGUGCCGUAUGAAAUCGACAGGCUUGAGUCCUUUGGCUGAUCCACUUCAUUGCGUACAUGAACAUAGUACUCAUAUUCCUCAGUCUAUAUUGACAAUACAAGCAACCUACUACAUAGGGGUCCAUUGCCACAUACCCCUGCCAAUAUGGAUCAAUACAGAUACACACACUCGUGCAUAGACCAUUCCCAGGUGUCUUCAGGCUGUGUUUUAACACUACAAAAGGCCUACCACACAGAAAAACACUCACCAACCUGCAUGCCAUUGACAUGAGUACCAUUGAAAUAUUGUCAAUUAUACAGCAUCCCCCUCACCCUCCUGCCAGCUCUGCCUCUUGCUGAAAUGUUGCCAAAUAGAGGGAGAUCCCGCUUGGUCAGCAGGACCCUCUCUAAUUUAGAUUUCAGAGUGACUUGGAUAAGACACUAAGGGAUCCCGAAAUCACUGUAUAUUUUGAUGUUUAUUGACCUUGAUGGUAUUCUUCUCAUUUAAACAAAUCUAUUAUGAAGGGAGGUUAUUAUUAUAUGAUGUGUGUGUGUUGGCAUGAACAGGAAGGUACAGUGAGGAUAAUAUAAUUGGGGGUCAUUUGGGGUGUCUCCCGGAAUGUUAUGGUUGUUGUUGACAACGUAUUGAGGGAACAGCUGUUGACAGGUUUGGUGCGGAUUUCAGAUUAAAGAGGAACGGGCUUCUUAGCAGAGCUGGACCCGGCCGCAGCAGACAGGAUUAGAAUCCUGUAAUUGGGGCAUUAUGUGUGGCACAGAUCAGGCAUGUUUUACCAUUACGUUGGUCUAAUGGUCAUAUCGCGCCAAACUGCGCAUGUGCAGAACGUCUAAUUAAAGGAUGUCUUUUGAUAGUUUUUUGGACAAAAAUGAAAACUUGUCAGUUUGUCACUUUCACGAGGUUGGAGUAAUAAAUAACAUGUUCAACUACUUAAGACAUUGGCUCAAAUCUAGGGUUGUAUCUUUAGAUUGAGAAAAUAAACAACUAAUUUCACUGUUCUCAUCUCAAACCUCAGCCUGGUCUGUUUCGCAGGUGUUCCUGGAAGACUUCAAUGUUGCACCUCUGGAUUUAGAAACUCGGUGAAGUUGUCAAGGAUAUGGGGACCAUGCCAUUUUUCCCCCUGGUGGCAAGAGGCAGAGAGAUUUCCAGCCCAGCCUCUGGGAGGAGCCUGUUGAGCAGAAAUAGUUUCUUUGAAUACAUAGGCAUGGCUUGGCUAUCUUCAGCAUUAAUAUACAUCAGUUAUGCCUGAAUAUACCUGCUUUCUUCAUCAUGGCUGUUUUCUUGUCUUGUUAGGGUUGCUAUGUUGCUGCUCUGUGUCACUAGCCUCCUCAUUGAUUUUCUUCCUUUGAGUUUUUUUUGCUGAAGACAACACACAAACAGAUAAUUUUGAAACAUUUUACUCAUAAACCCCCCCCAAAAAACUUUUUUUUUUCUCCAAAACUGCAGUUUUACAAAAAAUGUAAAUAGGAACACUACCCAUAUUUGAAUACCUGAGUGAAGUGUUUUUCUACAGCGGGGGUUCUUAAACGUUUAUCUUGAAACCCAAAUUAGACAUUUUACCGUCCUCUUGUGACUCAAAUCUUCCUCUAACGACCCAAAUUAAGAAGAAAUGGUGUGUUAUUGUAGAUGUAUUCUCAUAACUCGCGACCCACCUCUCACAUGCCCAGGGUCCACUUCGUGAUAAAAAACCCUGGUCUACAGGGUCCAAUAAAUACAGUACCAGUCAAAAGUUUGGACACCUACUCAUUCCAGGGUUUUUCUUUAUUUGUACUAUUUUCUACAUUGUAGAAUAAUAGUGAAGACAUCAAAACUAUGAAAUAACACAUAUGGAAUCAUGUAGUUACCAAAAAAAAGUUUAACAAAUCAAAAUAUAGCCACCCUUUGCCAUGACAGCUUUGCACACUUGGCAUUCUCUCAACCAGCUUCAUGAGAUAGUCACCUGGAAUGCAUCAUUUAUAUUUUAUAUUUCUCAAAGUAGCCACCUUUUGCCUCGAUGACAGCUUUGCACACUCUUGGCAUUCUCUCAACCAGCUUCACCUGGAAUGCUUGAAGAAUUUCCCACAUAUGCUGAGCACUUGGCUGCUUUUCCUUCAGUUUGCGGUCCAACUCAUCCCAAACUAUCUCAAUUGGUUUGAGGUCGGGUGAUAGUCCCACUAAGUGCAAACCAGAUGGGAUGGCGUAUCGCUGUGGUAGCCAUGCUGGUUAAGUGUGCCUUGAAUUCUAAAUAAAUCACUGACAGUGUCACCAGCAAAGCACCCCCACACCUUCUCCAUGCGUCACGGUUGGAACCACACAUACGGAGAUCAAUCCAUUCACCUGCUCUGCGUCUCACAAAUGAAAAUCAAAUUUAUUUUUAUAGCCCUUCGUACAUCAGCUGAUAUCUCAAAGUGCUGUACAGAAACCCAGCCUAAAACCCCAAACAGCAAGCAAUGCAGGUGUAGAAGCACGGUGGCUAGGAAAAACUCCCUAGAAAGGCCAAAACCUAGGAAGAAACCUAGAGAGGAACCAGGCUAUGUGGGGUGGCCAGUCCUCUUCUGGCUGUGCCGGGUGGAGAUUAUAACAGAACAUGGCCAAGAUGUUCAAAUGUUCAUAAAUGACCAGCAUGGUCAAAUAAUAACAAGGCAGAACAGUUGAAACUGGAGCAGCAGCACGGCCAGGUGGACUGGGGACAGCAAGGAGUCAUCAUGUCAGGUAGUCCUGAGGCAUGGUCCUCCGAGAGAGAGAAUUAGAGAGAGCACACUUAAAUUCACACAGGACACCGAAUAGGACAGGAGAAGUACUCCAGAUAUAACAAACUGACCCUAGCCCCCCGACACAAACUACUGCAGCAUAAAUACUGGAGGCUGAGGCAGGAGGGGUCAGGAGACACUGUGGCCCCAUCCGAGGACACGUCGGUUGGAACCAAAAAAUCUCCAAUUUGGAGUCAGAGCCAAAGUACAGAUUUCCACCAGUCUAAUGUCGUGUUUCUUGGCCCAAGCAAGUCUUAUUAUUUGUGUCCUUUAGUAGUGGUUUCUUUGCAACAAAUCGACCAUGAAGUCCUAAUUCACACAGUCUCCUCUGAACAGUUGAUUUUCAUGUGUCUGUAACAUUUAUUUGGGCUGGUAACUCCAAUGAACUUAUCUUCUACAGCAGAGUUAACUCUUGGUUUUCCUUUCCUGUGGCAGUUCUCAUGAGAGGUUUUUGCGACUGCACUUGAAGAAACUUUCAAAGUUCUUGAAAUUUUCCGGAUUGACUGACCUUCAUGUCUUAAAGUAAUGAUGGACUGUCGUUUCUCUUUGCUUAUUCAAGCUAUUCUUGCCAUAAUAUGGACUUGGUAUUUUACCAAACAUAUUCUGUAUACCACCCAUACCUUGUCACAACACAACUGAUUGGAUCAAACUCAUUAAAGAAGGAAAUAAAAUUACAAAUUAACAAGGCACACCUGUUAAUUGAAAUGCAUUCCAGGUGACUACCUCAUGAAGCUGGUUGAGAGAAUGCCAAGAGUGUGCAAAGCUGUCAAGGCAAAGGGUGGCUAUAUUUUGAUUUGUUUAACAGUUUUUUGGUUACUACAUGAUUCCGUAUGUGUUAUUUCAUUAGUUUUGAUGUCUACGCUAUUAUUACACAAUGUAGAAAAUAGUAAAAAGUAAUGAUAAACCCUGGAAUGAGUAGGUGUGUUCAAACUUGACUGGUACUGUAUAUUUCAUAGGUUUGAAUGUUAAGUAUAGGCUACAUACACUUAAGUGAUUGUUUUAAUGAUGUGCCCUAUGCUGUGUCUUUUGAUUAAAAUGAAUAUAUUAUUCCUGAAAAGACAGGAUAUUGUAUAUAAAGUUGAACUAGAUAAUGGAAUAUGUUUAUUGGUGGGUAUAAUUAAUGAUAAAGCACAGAAUGCUUACUUCUGUAUCGUCUUUGCUCCAUAUUCCUUAUAUUUUGUUUCAUACUUUUGUGUUCAUUUGUAUAUUGGUAUUAUUCUGCUUUAAAGAUUCUGAUGCAAUGUUUUGUCUUUGUGGCAUUUAAACAACUGCAGAAUAAAAAGACAGAUCAAAUUGAA